AUGGGUCUGUCGACUGUGGAAGCACAUCGUGUGGCGAGGAUAACUGAAUUCACAUGGUCGGAUUUGCUCAGUGAAAUCUAUCACACUCCACGACUGAUAGGCUCAUUAUCAGUGCUAUUUCCGAGGCGCGAGGCACGUUCUUACUACAAGCCUGUCAGAAUGGUGCGCAACCUGGAAUGGCUGAGCUCAUCGACGCCUUUGCAAUUUAACAAUCCGAAUCUAUACCACUUAUUAUAUUUUGGAUUUGGGAAUGCUCGGAGCUUAGCAGAGUUAUUUCAAACAGUUGGUUGA
Messenger RNA from Gongylonema pulchrum, 291 nucleotides. The record is from the annotation of a GenBank genome assembly. Lineage: Eukaryota; Metazoa; Nematoda; Chromadorea; Rhabditida; Gongylonematidae.